Oreochromis niloticus (Nile tilapia) is the source of this 1300-nucleotide messenger RNA. RefSeq lists its product as uncharacterized. NCBI's taxonomy places the organism in Eukaryota, Metazoa, Chordata, Actinopteri, Cichliformes, Cichlidae. Bases 184 to 1020 code for a protein of 278 amino acids. The transcript has 6 exons. Gene Ontology annotation, cellular component: membrane. The record is from RefSeq and is a predicted model, not a curated record.
UUACAACAGCCCACUGUCACCAUAAUGACAGUAACACAUUCAGGACUUUAGUAGAACUGCACGAAAAUAGCUGCUUCCUCAAAUCUCUCUACACAAGACAGUGAGAAGACAUAUAUACCACCCAGCUGUCAGUGGGAAAUUCACUGUCCGCUCAAGCAACAAAAAGGACCUCGUACUUCAAAUAUGAAUAUGAUAUUGACCAGCAUGAUCAUUGCAGCUGUGACAACCGCUCCUCUGGCACAAGGGUUUUUGGACUGUAAUCUAACUCAACCUAUAUCCCAUAAGUGUUUUGGAAUAUUGGGACAACCACUCAUGUUUUACUUACCUACUAGUCUAAACACAAAGACCAGAUUGGAGAAGAAUACAGAUAUUAUUUUAAAGUUAGCAAAUUACUCCUUACUAAAUAUAAAUGAAAAAUACAGGAGUCGUUCUACAUUCUUCACAAAUGGAACAUUUAUGCUGAGAAGUGCAACAAAAAAUGAUUCUGGAGGGUACAAGAUGGAAAAACACACAUCUGAUGGUGUGUUAUUGCACACAAUAAUUGUAGAAUUGGACAUACUAGCCCCUGUGUCAGAACCAGCUAUAUCACAGACGUGUUUGUCACCAGAACAGAAGACAGUGAGCUGCUUCUCUGAAGGAGAUGAAGUAGAGUUCACUUUGUCGUUGCAUGAUAACUCACUGAUACAGACCAGACCCAAGAAAACAGACAAACACAACGUUUCAAACAUUGCCAUCAGCUUACAUGGUCAGAUGAUGGGAGACUUGACAUGUAUUGUUCAAAACAAUGUCAGCAGAGCACAAACAGUCGUCCACCUUAGAAGCUGUAAAGAUACAGUUUCUCACCUCUCUGUUGUGAAUGUGGUUGUGGUGACAAGCAUUUCCAUUCUACUUCUGGUUUUGGCCCUAUUUCUUGGUAUGAAAUGUUUCAAUAAGACAACUAACUCUAUCACCGUUAAUGAAGUUGAUGCAGAAGAGGAGGUAGUCUACUCAGAUGUCAGAGUGAAGCAACAAACAAAGUAAACAACAACCACUUCACAUCAAAAUGCAAAUUAAUUUUCUAAUGAAACAUGAGAAAAUUAAAUUACAUAUAUUUUCUCUGUACAUAGCAAAUGCUUAAGGUUAAACCCUAAAUCCGUUGCAUGCAAAAUAUCGCUGGGUGAAAUACUAACCCCAAGUUGCUCUGUGAUGCAUUGUAGUAUGAAUCUUGUGAAUGAAAAGUGCUGUGUGUGAAUGAGGCAACUUGUAUAAAGUGAUGUGAUAGAGUAGAAAAGUGCUAUAUAAGAACCAGUACAUUUACCUU